GUCUAGCAUGGUGCUCCACAGAGCCAUUCAGGCAGCUCGUGAAGGGGAUAUAGAAGCUCUGAGGGCCCUGCAUGUGUCCGGAUGUCUCAGUCCUACCAUCACAGAUGCCCAGGGAGCUUCUCCUGUCCACCACGCCGCCCGCUGCGGCCAACUGGAGUGCCUGGAAUUUCUGGUGAACGAUGGUUGUUUCCCCUGCCACACCCGUACGAAGAAUGGCGCCACGGCCGCCCAUGAUGCUGCUGCCACUGGGCACGUGCGGGAGCUGCAGUGGCUGCUGAGACAGAACAAGUGUGGGAUUGAGGAUCGUGAUGGCGAAGGAGCGACGGCCCUGCACCUGGCUGCCAGGUUUGGCCAUGCGGAGGCAGUACAGUGGCUGUUGUUUGAGGGAGGAAGCACAGAGGCAGAGACAGAUUGUGGAGCUCGACCUGUCCAUUAUGCUGCAGCUAGCGGAGACCUCACUUCCCUCAAACUGCUCAUGUCCUGCUCUCCACGGUGUGUGGACUGCCAGACAGGAACUGGGGCCACUCCUCUAUAUCUGGCCUGUCAGGAGGGGCAUCUGCAUUUGGUUGAAUACCUUGUGAAGGACUGUGGUGCAAAUGUCCAUGUGCAGGCCAGAGAUGGCAUGAGUGUGUUACAUGCAGCUGCCCACAUGGGACACUACGCCUUGGUGGUCUGGCUGGCCUCCUUCACAGAUCUGGAUCUGUCCUGUCAAGAUAAGGAUGGAGCCACAGCAUUGCACUUUGCUGCCAGCGAGGGCCACCAUCGCAUUGUGGAGCGUCUGUUACUGAUGGGUGCAAAGGUGCUGAAGGACCUCUGGGGUGGGACCCCCCUGCAUGACGCAGCGGAGAAUGGCGAACUGGAGUGCUGCCGAGUGCUGCUGAAUAAUCACAUCAGUCCACUAGAGAGAGAUUCAGAUGGGUUUACUGCAGUGGAGCUGGCAGAAUACAAUGGCUAUCACGACUGUGCCAACUUCCUCCGUGAUGCUGAUGCUCAUCAGUCUGCAGAUAUUGUUCUCAUAGAAGAGGAAAGGACCUUGUUUAGCACAGCUGACCCCUAUCAGGACAUUAAGGACCUGUCUUGUGAACUAGGACAUAGCGGCAGGAUGGAAAAUAGCAAGCAGCCAGUGAAUGAAGUCCCUCCCCAGCCUCGUCCCUCUCCAGCAUACCCCGAUAACUCAUCUGCAUUACCAGCCUCCUCACAGGCUAAGAAAGGUGGAGCUGGAACCAUUCAAGUGGCCUCUACAGUUGUAACUUCAUUCAACAUGAGGAAACACCUUGAGGAAGAGGAGACAGUUUUAUCCCAGAAGUCCAUGAGGUCGCUGAGACAAGCAGGAAUCACUGCGGUCUUCACUGGACAAACAAUAAAUAAAGGUCAGAAUGAAAUUGUUCCACUCGCAGCACUGGAGGCAAAUCUUGCUGACAUUGAUUCUCUGAUCCCAACUCAUGAUGAGAACGGGAGGCCCAUUGCUGAAUGGAAGAGGCAGGUUAUGGUGCGCAAGCUUCAGGCUCGACUGCAGGACGAAGAUGUCCACAGCCGAAAAGACAACAGUGACGAACACACUGAGGUGGAUGGUUGGAGGUACUCCCAAGUCCACAAUGUCAUUCUGGGCCCCUUUGGAGAACUGCUUACUGAAGACGACCUGGUCUACCUGGAGGGACAGAUUGAAACGAUCUCCCUUCAGAAACGAUGCCAGGCCUAUGAAUUAGAGCUUGCUCGCCUGGCGGAGGAACUGAGGACCAUCCUUCCUGCUCCCAUUGUUAAUAUUACAGUCAACACUCAGAGCCAGCAACUCCCAAACAUGGAGGAAUCUCUGCCUCUUCCUGUGUGGUACAGUCGCAUCUCAAAUAUAGUAAAGAGCAUGUCACUGCUCUUGACAAACAUCUCAGAAACAAACAGUGAGGAUGGGAUCAGUAAAAUGCCAAACACAGAUCUGGCAUCGGUCUUCACAUACCAGCCAGAGAGGCAAAGUUCAAUCAAAGGACGAAGGCAGAAGGUGGAAAUGGAGAUCCAGCAAUCAGGAGUUUCUGUGAGAAAUUUGAGGUCCAACUUUGAGGGUCAGAUAGGAAACAUCUACCCAUUUGCUGGGCUUUUAAACAACACAUCAGACGCAAAGCAGCAAAAGCUAACUGCAUCAACAAAUCGUAAGGAGCAGCAAAUGGGGACAACUCAAAGCACUGACAUAAAUCACAUUAAUGACAGUGGCAUAAAAUGCCAACAGGCACCAGGCAAAGAUGGAAAUAAAGUGGUGGAGACCACCUGCUUGCGGAAGGAGCGUAUUGUUGUCCUCUUUUUGAGCCACUGGAAAAGGUCUGCGUAUGCAAUAUCAAUGCGAGCCAAGAUGAAACAAGAGCUUGGCACUCUUACAGGAGAAGCAAUAACAGCUCCAGUCUCCAAGCCAGGAACCAGAUCACUGUAUCAUCUUUACAGGCAAAGAACCGCAAUAGACAAGAUGAUUGGCAACUGGAAACGCAUUGCCUCAGGGGUCCCAUCACGACAAAUCAGGAGCCUCCAAAAGAAGCAUGUGACCUACUCGCCCGAGCAGUUCCUUCCUCGUGUGGACGGCGCUCCUGUUGCUUACGACAGCUUGACCCUUGACCUAUUCAUGCUUGGUUAUUUUCACAUCCUUGAGCUGGACCUCCCAGCUGAGGAGCGCAAGAUGAGGCAUCUGCUAUGCUUUGAAGUGUUUGACCACGUGGGGAACUUUCCCUGGGAGGCAGUCCGAGACUUCCACCGGGCCGUCCUCAGGGAGAUUGAGGCUGGGAGGCGGGAAUGGAAAGAUGGUUUUGAGGACAUCAAAAUGCAAUACUUUGGGAAAAGAGAAAAUGCGAAAUCUGUGAAGAAUUCUUGUGCCGGGGUUAAAGCUGUGCCACAGGUUAUCAUCGAAAAUACCGUAUCAGUUGAUGGAGGACAUCCCAGUGGAGAUGAAAGCAAUGAUUUCUCAAUGUUUAGCAAUGAUGAAAUUUGUAAAUACAUUGAUCGGAGUUUCACCUUCUGGAAGGAGAAAGAAGCCGAGCUGUUUGAUUUUUGAGAUUUUUGAAUGCGGUGAUGGUUUACACUGUAUGUGAAGACAUAUGAUUUGAAUGCAAAAUAAUUUUGAGGCUUUUUGAAUACAGAUAAAUUAAUGAAAAAGAUGUUUUAAGUAAUACAGCACCAAGUAAAAUGUACCUUAUAUAAAUGAAUACCAUUACACAAUGAUAAGAAUCUGGCCAAAGGAGUUUUACAGCCAUGUGCAUUGCACAUAUUUUGAUGUUUGCUCUUUCUCUUUUAUAAAUA
Molecule: messenger RNA, 3273 nt
Organism: Labeo rohita (rohu)
Lineage: Eukaryota; Metazoa; Chordata; Actinopteri; Cypriniformes; Cyprinidae
Gene: espnlb
Product: espin like b
Exons: 10
Coding region: 8-3028 (1006 amino acids)
Biological process (GO): actin filament bundle assembly
Cellular component (GO): cytoplasm
Molecular function (GO): actin filament binding
Source: RefSeq, a predicted model, not a curated record